AUGAGGAACCUCUUUAUGAAUCCCCUUCUACAUCAUCCCAAAGAACAGGAGAGCAUGGGGCUGGAAUUUCAAAAGCAGCUGCACAUCCGUCCCAUCCAUCCCGUCCAUCCCACCCACCCCGCAGCGCUGUUGUUUCCCUCCCCCGCAGGCUCCCCGCGGUUCACCCCAGCGGUUACGCAGCACGCCCCGUUUUUUAAGGGCACGGCUGUUGUCAACGGAGAGUUCAAGGAGCUGAGCCUGGAUGAUUUCAAGGGGAAGUACCUGGUCCUCUUCUUCUACCCCCUGGACUUCACCUUCGUCUGCCCCACAGAAAUCGUGGCUUUCAGCAACAAAGCAAAUGAAUUUCGUGAUGUGAACUGUGAAGUGGUGGCAGUUUCUGUGGAUUCUCAUUUUUGUCAUCUGGCCUGGAUAAACACACCACGAAAGAGUGGCGGUUUGGGAAAAAUGAAUAUUCCAGUUCUGUCAGACCUCACAAAACAAAUCUCCCGUGCUUAUGGUGUGCUGCUGGAAGAACCUGGCAUAGCACUGAGAGGUCUCUUCAUCAUUGAUCCAAAUGGGAUCAUCAAGCAUCUAAGUGUCAAUGAUCUCCCCGUGGGUCGUAGUGUGGAAGAGACCCUCCGCCUGGUGAAGGCAUUCCAGUUUGUGGAAACACAUGGAGAGGUUUGCCCAGCAAACUGGACUCCCAACUCCCCUACAAUCAAACCAAGCCCAGAAGGUUCUAAAGAAUAUUUUGAGAAAGUGCAUAAAUAAACACUCAAAUAUGUGGACAAAACUCUUAGUUUCCGUACACUGAAGACAUUAGGAAAGAAGCUGUGAUUAUGAAAAUAAUAAAAGUUCAUAUUUUCUGAU
Messenger RNA from Chaetura pelagica (chimney swift), 849 nucleotides. RefSeq names its product peroxiredoxin 3 (gene PRDX3). Lineage: Eukaryota; Metazoa; Chordata; Aves; Apodiformes; Apodidae. Gene Ontology annotation, molecular function: thioredoxin peroxidase activity. The record is from RefSeq and is a predicted model, not a curated record. Bases 1 to 750 code for a protein of 249 amino acids. Gene Ontology annotation, cellular component: mitochondrion; cytosol. Gene Ontology annotation, biological process: cellular response to stress; hydrogen peroxide catabolic process; response to oxidative stress. The transcript is spliced from 6 exons.